Messenger RNA from Drosophila serrata, 4894 nucleotides. It is a transcript of the gene Sulf1, whose product is annotated as Extracellular sulfatase Sulf1. NCBI's taxonomy places the organism in Eukaryota, Metazoa, Arthropoda, Insecta, Diptera, Drosophilidae. The record is from RefSeq and is a predicted model, not a curated record. Gene Ontology annotation, molecular function: glycosaminoglycan binding; N-acetylglucosamine-6-sulfatase activity.
AUGAAAAAAUUUUCAACGGAGGCGGUUGUGCUUGUGUAUAACGUGAAUUUUCCCCCAUCGGUGGCCGGCCGGCGACUCCCGCGCUCCAACAACAACUCGCAUGUGCCGUGGGCCUGAGGGCGAAAAGUGCGCCAAAAGUCUGGGAAACUGUGCUGGAGAGAUCGCUGUGCCCACGUCGGGAGUGUCCGUAAAUAAUAAAUAAUUUGACAGAAGUGCAUUGACAAACCAACAAGCUAAUCCGUGGGCAGUGCGGAGUACGCCUCUUCUAAGGUCGUGGGAUCCAGACGAGUUGAUUGCUGGCCCUAAAUUAAUUAAAGACUGUGCGUUGGUGUCCAUCGGCUUAUCAGCGGCGGCUGCUCCCCCGCCCUUCAGUGCCAUCGAACUUCACUCGGAUCGGCCGGGGCUCUCCGCGGUUAGUCAGCUCCACCUCGUUAAUCGCGAUUGUACAACCAAUUACCGGGUUUAUCAUCUAAUUCAAGAGGCACUCUUCUCGCACGACACAAACUAUAAAUAGAAGGUGAAGUGUCGAAAUUGAACGCCGGCGGGCUGCUACUCGGAGUAAACCUCAUGUGUUGAAGUUACAAUUACUUGGAACAAAAAAUAAAUAUAAAACAAGAGAUUUAUUGCGACCAAAGCGGAAGUCUAAUAUAUAUUCUAAUUAAAGGUCAGCAAUAAACAAGAUGCAAUUUCUGAGCAUUUCGAGAGCUUUUUGAGGGUGACUCCGGACUUAAAGGCUUGCUGUAGUAGUUACCCCCGAAAGCUAUGAUGAUGAUGCAGCCCUCCAGCCUGCGUUUGGCCAUUGCCAGUCUGAUUCUGUUCGUCUUUGUGCUACAUGUGCUCGGCAAGGAACAGGGAACUGGAGCAGGAGCACAGCACCAUCGACAGCACCAUCAGCGUAGUCAUGCGUCUAAGCGCUUUUCCCGGGACUCCAACGCAGCCCGUGAGCGAAGACCGAACAUUAUCCUGAUCCUCACCGACGACCAGGAUGUGGAGCUGGGCUCUCUAAACUUUAUGCCGCGCACCCUGCGCCUCCUAAGGGACGGCGGAGCCGAGUUCCGGCAUGCCUACACCACCACGCCCAUGUGCUGUCCCGCGCGCUCCUCACUGCUCACCGGGAUGUAUGUGCACAACCAUCAGGUGUUCACCAACAAUGACAACUGCUCCAGUCCCCAGUGGCAGGCCACGCACGAGACGCGUUCCUAUGCCACGUAUUUGUCGAAUGCCGGUUACCGUACCGGUUACUUUGGCAAGUACCUGAACAAGUACAAUGGCUCCUACAUCCCUCCUGGCUGGCGGGAGUGGGGUGGUCUGAUCAUGAACUCCAAGUACUACAACUAUAGCAUCAACCUCAAUGGGCAGAAGAUCAAGCAUGGUUUUGACUAUGCCAAGGACUACUAUCCGGAUCUAAUUGCCAACGAUUCCAUUGCCUUUUUGCGCUCCUCCAAGCAGCAGAACCAGCGCAAGCCUGUCCUGCUCACCAUGAGUUUUCCGGCCCCUCACGGUCCAGAGGAUUCGGCGCCACAGUACAGUCAUUUGUUCUUCAAUGUGACCACCCACCACACUCCAUCAUAUGAUCAUGCCCCCAAUCCAGACAAGCAGUGGAUCCUACGGGUCACCGAACCCAUGCAGCCCGUGCACAAAAGGUUCACCAAUCUGCUGAUGACGAAGCGUCUGCAGACGCUCCAGAGCGUGGAUGUGGCCGUGGAACGCGUCUACAAUGAGCUAAAGGAACUAGGGGAGCUGGAUAAUACGUAUAUUGUGUACACCUCGGAUCACGGCUACCACUUGGGACAGUUCGGCCUGAUCAAGGGCAAGAGCUUUCCCUUCGAAUUCGAUGUGCGGGUGCCGUUCCUCAUUCGAGGUCCCGGCAUUCAGGCCUCCAAGGUGGUCAAUGAGAUUGUUCUGAACGUGGACCUGGCUCCCACUUUCCUGGACAUGGGUGGUGUACCUACGCCUCAACAUAUGGAUGGACGCAGCAUCAUGCCCUUGCUGCUGAGCAGAAACCGAGCUGUGCGGGAUAACUGGCCUGACAGCUUCCUCAUCGAGAGUUCCGGCAGAAGGGAGACCUCGGAGCAAAUAGCCGAGUCAAGGGCACGAUUACAGGCUGAAAGACGUAAUAUGAAGUUGGUCAACAGUUCCCUGCUGGAGGAUUUCUUGGACUCUGGAGUGGAGAGCACAACCACCAUCUCAAGCAGAAGCAGCAGCAGCAGCAGUACUGCUGCCAGCCUGAUGAGCUCUACCACUCAGCAAUUUGAGGAUGGCGAGGAGGAUUUGGACACCGACAAUGAAGAGGAAGAUGUGGAUGGAGCAAUGGACAGCUCAGCUGCUGCUCUGGAAGAGGAGGAUCUCGAGGAUGCCGCCAUUGAGGAGGGUGACGAAGAGCUGGACGAUCAGGAGUUCCCUCACCCGCAAGACAAUGAUCUUCCCCUGGCUCCCUACGUAACCAAGAUGAUGCGCCUGAACUCGGAGUGCUCGGAUCCAGCUCUGUUGAAGAACUGUCUGCCUGGACAGAAGUGGAAGUGCGUCAAUGAGGAUGGACGCUGGCGCAAGCACAAGUGCAAGUUCCAUCUCCAGUUAGAGCAUCAAUUGGCUGCGAUGCCGCGGAAGCAGUACCAACGCAACUGCGCCUGCUUCACCUCCGAUGGCGUGGUUUACACCAAGAUUCGAGCCCCAUCCGCCGGAUCACAUCGCGUGAACAAGCGCACCCAUCAUGGCGGUCAUGCCAGGCGGCGGAACAAGCGUGAGUUGUUCCACACAGAGCUGCCCUAUGAGAUGGAGGAGCUUCUGGACCUGCACCAAGCGGUUGAUAUGCUCACCGAGCACUCGCAUCGCAGCAAGCGGGAAUUGUCUGUGAGCAGCAACGAAAAGAUUGCUCAGGUCAUCCAGCAGAUACAGACCACGCUGGAGACCCUCGAACACAAGUUCAAUGAGCACGAGCUGCACGGUCCCGGACUGCUGUCCAACUCCAGUUCCCAUCCCAACGGUCGGGGCGAGAAGUUCCCAAAGACCGAAGGUCAUCGUUGCUUCGUGGAUGCAACCUCGGGCAAGGUGAACUGCUCGAACGUAAUCUAUGAUGAUGAGAAGACGUGGCGCACUUCCCGCAUGCAGAUCGAUAUGCUGAUCAAGGUUCUGAAGGAUAAGAUUGGAAAGUUGAAGGAGAUGAAGAAGCAGCUGCGGGAGAGCAACAAGUUGGCGGGAUCAUCUGGUCGAAGGCAGGAGAACCGCCGGCGGAACGACGAGAACGUGUUGGAUGGUGGAGCCGGACCGGAGUUCAACAUGAGCUACUUCACCGAGAUCAGUAGCAGCACGGCCAGGCCGAGUGCUGGCGUUGGCCAAAAGGAGAUUUACCGGGGCUAUGGGAAUGCCGGCCUGCUGGACUCAUUGGAGCCACAGACACCUCGCUUUUCUCCUCGAGCAGAGUGCUAUUGCGAGCCAGAUGUGGGGGAGAGCUACGCGGACUCCAAGGAAAUGGCCCGCGAGGCUCGCAGGAAGCUGAAGGAGGAGAGGCAGCGCAAGAAGGAGCGCAAGCGCAUCAAGAAGGCCCGUCUGGAGAAGGAGUGUCUGUCGGAGAAGAUGAACUGCUUCUCGCACGACAACCAGCACUGGCGCACAGCUCCGCUGUGGAACGACAGUCCCUUCUGUUUCUGCAUGAACGCCAACAAUAAUACUUAUUCCUGCCUAAGGACCAUUAACUCUACCCACAACUAUCUUUACUGCGAGUUUACCACGGGCCUGAUUACCUUCUACAACCUGACAAUAGAUCGCUUUGAGACCACAAAUCGUGCUGCAGGCCUGACACCCGGUGAGAGAGCCCACAUGCAUGAUGCCCUGGAUCAACUGAAGGGCUGUAGGGGCCGCAGUUGCAGCAUCCGGCGACAUCAAGCCCAGUUGGAUAGCGGAACCAGUGCCCCACAGCUGCCCAGUGCCAUCAAUCAGGUGCAUCGCAACAACAAACGCAAGCACUCUCCCCUUGCGGGAACCGUAGGUAACUACGCCUUCGUGGGACCACGACUGGACAUGGAUGGGCUGCCUCCCAUGAAGCGACGUAAGCUGUCCAAAUACAACAGAUUGACAGGCUCGCAGCAGACGCACCUAAAGCGGCGUCCGUGGAAGCAGCAACCCCACCAGCAACAGUCGCCCAGAUUCUUGUCCACACACUCAGUGAGCCCGGCAGCAGUGGCCUAGAGAUGAUGGGACCGGAGGAUGGGAUCACUCCACAUACAUAUCCUAUGCGUACCUUGCUUGCCAGCUCCCAGCACCAGCUCCAAUCCCUGCUAUUUGGUUUGGCCCCCCCCCCCAUUGGAUUUCUUCAUACAUAAAUAAGACUGUGUUUUAAUCUAUUAUCUUACUUACGUUUAGACUCUUGUAACCAAACUGUGUGUGUAUGUGAAGUUUCUUCUAUUUGGCUUGCAAUAUUUAUACUUUAUAGUAACAGCCACACAUUUUAAUUAAUUAGCUCAUAGGAUGCCUAAUUUGUACAUAAAUUGAUAAGCAAAACCCAGAAGCAGCCAGUACCGAAUGCUACAGAAACUAAAUAAAUUAUUUAGCGAAAUUGGUUAAAAGUUAAAUUAGUUGAGUAUAUAUCCUAGCAAAGAAUUCGAUUAAUUGUAGCGAAUCCAAGUGAAAUUGUAUUUAUUGGCCAUUCUCAUUGCGAAAUGAACAAAACGCUAUGCAUACAUAACAAAUUCGUUGUCACUGCGUAUUAAUUAGAGAACUAAACCAUAUAUAUUUAUGCCGUACUAGACACGUAACAAUUGUUAAGAGACCCCCAAGCCCCGCCCAUGCCGCAAAUUCCCAAAGACGUUUAGGUAGCAAACCCGCUUUUAUGCGAGCAAUAAACAAAAAUAUUGUAUCGGCCACGUUAAUAAUGUCAUACCAUUAACUCUGAAAAUUA